Molecule: messenger RNA, 2256 nt
Organism: Saccostrea echinata
Lineage: Eukaryota; Metazoa; Mollusca; Bivalvia; Ostreida; Ostreidae
Exons: 8
Coding region: 1-2178 (725 amino acids)
Source: RefSeq, a predicted model, not a curated record
AUGGGUGAUUCUCUCACUGAAGCAGAGGAAUAUGAGUCUUCCUUAGAUCAUAUUAACAUUUAUACUGACCAUGCUGACAAAUCAUUACAGGAAAUAUCAAAUUUUGAACAUUCCUUUAAUUCUGUGUCUCAAAAUAAUGCAUCUGGUGAUAUAUUCUCUUUUCGCGAUGAUACACCACCUGCCAUUCGUGCGCCCACCGUUUGCGAUGAAGAUUUGUAUGAAUAUUUCAGUGAACAAAGCAAUAGCAUUAGCAAGGAGGUUUCACUUAUUUCAUCUGAUUUGCACACAAGUGGGAGUUCAACAGAUUCACAACCGUUUGGAAAUGUGCACUUUAGUGAACCCUUGAUGACCAGUACUCCAAAGAAAUCAAAAAGUAAGUCAUUCUUUUCAAAAACUUUCUUUUGUGAAUGGUCUUUAAAGCUUCAGAAGAAAAAAACAUCGAAAGCUACACUGAAAAAGGCCACUGCAGAGCAGUGUGAUUGUCCAAAGAGAUGCACAAGUAGGACAUUUUACUCUAAAGAGAUGAUAGAGGAGUGCCAUUAUGCAUUAUGGAGUUUAAAUCCAAAGGACAGGACACAUUGGUUCAGAAAAAAAUUUGAAGAUUUCCAAAGUUUAAGGAGAGGAAAAUUUGUCUUCAAGUUAAGGGGUCAUUCUGUCUGCCUCAGGAGCUGGUUAAUUGCCCAUGGUCUUUCAAAAUCCAUCUUCUAUAGACAAAGGAGGAUAUGGAUGAAAAAAGAAGUUCCAAGUCAUCGACAAGCAUCACUGGGAGAGAAAAAAAUGGAAGCACUGAAUUGGUUUGGAGAGUAUGUAGCAUCAAGGGGAGAGAAUCCUCCACAUGUUCAAGAGAUCUGGCUUCCUUUUGGACUUCGUAAGAAUGAAAUAUAUCAAGCAUAUAAAAUGGAAAUGGAGCUGGAUGAUAAAGAGUGUGUAUCAUACCAAACCUUUCUGAACAUCUGGAAUGAUCAUUACUCGCAUGUAAGAAUAAAACAGAGUAGCUUAUUCACAAGAUGUACAACAUGUGACAAACUUGACAGGGAGUUGCAUAAACAAUUGAAUCCAGAGAAAAAAAGAAGCAUAUUGACUAAGAAACAAGAUCAUCUUCACAGGCAAAUGAAGGAAAAGACAGCAUAUUAUAGGAGAAAGGUUGUAAGCAGACGCAGGCCAGACAAGUACCUUAGCUUAAUCAUUGAUGGAAUGGAUCAAUCUAAAACAAACAUUCCCCAUUUCAAGGGAAGACAAAGUAAGGAAUUCGCAGCUACAAGACAAUUAAAUGUUCACGUGACUGGGGUCCUAAGCCAUAGUCGCAAUAAGAAGAUUCUGUACACAGAUUUCCACCAGUAUAAGCAUGAUUCCAAUCUAACACUGAAUGUUCUUCUUAAAGUUCUUUGGAAUCAUUCAAAGGGAAAACCAUUGCCACCUGUUCUGUAUCUUCAAGCAGACAACUGCUUUAGGGAGAACAAAAACAAGUAUGUACUCUCUUUCUUGGAACUGUUAGUCAGAAGACGGAUUUUUUACGAGGUUCAGUUAUCUUUUCUACAUGUGGGCCAUACACAUGAAGAUAUAGACCAAAUGUUUAGUGUUAUCGCAGACCAUUUGAGGCAUAAGGAUGCUACAACUUUACCAGUACUUAGCAACAUUCUCUAUGAUGCAGAAGAGCUCGGAGGUUGUUUUGAUAUCUCGGGUUGGUUAAGUCCUCAUCUAAGAGGUGUUAAACAUCACACAAGGACAAAUACAUUCAGAUACAGACUGAAUGAGGAAACUGGGGAUAUCAACAUUUAUUAUCGCAAAAAUGUUGACCAUUCUUGGAAAGCACUGCAUGGAAGCUUUUUUAAUCAAAAAUCAGAUGGCUCUGUCAGCAUGCCAACAAGACAACCCGCAGUGUUAAAUGCAACAUUUGAAAAAAUUGACAUCCCUAAUCUCAGAAAGAACAUGAAGAUUUGGAAAAAUAUGAUGUCAGAAGAAGAUAUUGCGUGGUGGGAGAAUUUUCUCAAAACCUUAGAUGAGACAUCAAACAACCCACGAAACUACUCAAGAACAGGAGCUGUUUGGGGCCUAUCAAAGAUUCCGAAGUAUGCUCAAGAGUCACUUGAAAAUGAUGACGACCUUUCUGCAGUGCCAGAGCAUCUUCAGCGGAUUCUAACAGAGGAAGAGGAAAACCCAGAUGUAUAUUUUAGUUAAUUUUGAAAAAAUGGUACAUUUACAUUUUUAGCUCACCUGAGCCGAAGGCUCAAGUGAGCUUUUCUGAUCGAAUUUGUC